AUGAUGUCAUCACUUUCCAUUUCUAGUAAGAUUAUUAUAAAUCAAAAUGAUGUUAGAAUUGUCCAUUAUCAUGCAUCUUUUUUAUUUUGCUUACUGGCCAGAAUCAGCUCGCCAAAUCGAUUUUGACGAGCCAAAAAAUUUGACAUAAAAAAUGUCUGUGAGAAAUUCAAGUUCUACCACUUCCCAGGUAUUUUUAAAAAUCUGGUGUUUUUAUUCCAGGCAGUGGGAUCCUAUGACAAGGGCAGCCUUUAUGCCCUUUUUUAG
This is a messenger RNA of Blepharisma stoltei, 264 nucleotides long. NCBI's taxonomy places the organism in Eukaryota, Ciliophora, Heterotrichea, Heterotrichida, Blepharismidae. The record is from the annotation of a GenBank genome assembly.